CAUAUAUCUCUGAAGACUUUUGGUUUCCCUGAGUCUUCUCCGUUCGUCCGACUUGUCUCUCCGUCGUGUGAACCGCGUAGAAUCGCCUUUGGAACGAGACGGUGAUGCUUUUUGUGGACUUUUAAGAGUUUUUGAUCUGAAGAAAGAGUUUGGUUCGUUGUAUUGGUUGAUUAUGUCUUUGUAUAAGACUAAGCUUUGUAUUCUGUACGAGAAGAAUGGUCACUGUUCGAAGCCUAAUUGCACUUUUGCUCAUGGAGUUGAUGACCUCCGUCUUCCUGGUGAAUCUUCUUCUUUCAGAGGCAGACGUCACAAUCUUGAUGGUGACUUAAGAGAUAAACUUGGUAGACACUUUUCUCCAGAGCGGAGACCUUCUUUGGAGAGAAGUGGAAGGAGAGUACAAAGAUUUAAUGGACAUGAAAAUCCCAGGUCCUUUGAGAAGCGAAGAGAUGUAGACUACAGGGAGAACCGCAGAUUUGAUGAACGAAGUGAUUAUGCUGGUGGUUUGAAAGCUGGAAGUAGGAUUGAAGUCAGGGAAAAAGAUGAAAGAAAAAAGUUUCUGGGCUACAAUAAUGUUCUGGAAGAGCAGUUAAAAGAUGUAGAGCUGGAUGUUAAGAUGCUAACCGAUAACAAAUUACUAUUGGAGGCUGCUGUUGAAAGGAAGGCACGGGAAGCAGACAGUCUUACUUCUAAGAUCCACGAGCUUAGGACCCAGUUGGAUAGAGAGAAAGAGGAAUGUAAGAGGAUUACUUUAAGCACGAAGAAAUUUGUGAAAGAGUAUAAUCGUUUCUUGCGGGCACAAGAUGAUGUAAAGAGGUCAGAAGCUCGUCUUCAGAAGUUGGGAACCCAACUUAGUACGUAUCUUCUUGGAAAUGAAGGCAAUGACAGGGAAGCAGACAUCGAGAUUGUGAGCGAUGAAGAGAAAAAUGGUCGGAAUCUGAGAAGUACUUCUGAAUUGCAAAAUGAGCUGCACAAUACUUCUUCAGUGUCCAGGAAAAGGCAUUAUGUGGAACAACAGUAUACUACCAAAGAAUCUGUUCAAGAUGCCUUGAGAGGAAGAGGUGAAGAAGAUAAGUUGGAGAAUGGGAAGAGUCCUCCUUCUCGUUGGAAUAGGGUUCCUUCGAAAUCAUUUUCCGAAGAGGAAAGUAGAGUGCGGAACGAGGAAGACGCAAUGAACAAGUCCUCAUCGAAGGAAGACACUUGGAAAAGAAGAAGGCUUUCUUCUGGCACCUCAUCUAGCAAUAAGGUAAUGUCGUCUACGAGCAUGGUAGCUCGGGUAUCUGAUGAAGUGGCAGAGUUUGAUGAAGAAAAAACUCGAGCAGCCAAAGGCUCUCCCCUCAUAUCUCUUCCUCCACCCCCACCUUUCAGAGAUGCCCAUUUUCAUGGAGACGAGGAGGAGGAAGUCGAUGUGAAUGAACAGAGUAAAGCUGAUGACGUUGACUCCGUCUGAUCUUAAUGUGAAUCCAUAACCGCUAAACUAUCUAGACAGAAAGUAUGUUCUUUAAGUAAUACUAUAUGCUAGGGAAGCUUUACAUUUUGUUCUGUGCAAUACUUCAAAACAAAGUUUAGAAUCGGUACAUGAUUAUAUUUAAAUCGGUA
This is a messenger RNA of Brassica oleracea var. oleracea, 1596 nucleotides long. Its product is annotated as zinc finger CCCH domain-containing protein 40. Lineage: Eukaryota; Viridiplantae; Streptophyta; Magnoliopsida; Brassicales; Brassicaceae. The coding region runs from base 173 to 1447 and encodes 424 amino acids. The transcript has 13 exons. Gene Ontology annotation, molecular function: metal ion binding. The record is from RefSeq and is a predicted model, not a curated record.